GGGAGCAGUCGGCUGGAGACACUCACACACAAAGACACACACACUCGCGUCCGCUUUGAGGAAUGGAAGUCAACGCCUCUAGUAAUGGUGAGUCUUCGGCAGGCUCUCCACAGACAAGAACCUUGUGUGAAUAUUUCCAAUGCUCAAAACAAUUGCGAAAAUACGUGAAAACUCUUCUGGACUCGGGAAGGACCCAGAUCGCUUGCCCCGUGUGUGACCAGAAGUGGGCGUGGCAGGAGGUACGGGCGCUGGCCCUGCUGACCACCAGCGACCAGACACGAUACGAAACUAAGCUGUUACGGAUGUCCAGGGUGAAAACCGAAUCGUAUAAGAAGUGCCCGGGAUGCUGGCGUUUGCUGCAGAGGUUGGAGGUGGAGGAUCUUCACGUCGUUUGCCCGCAGUGCACACGGACCGGCGGAGAGGCCUUUCGCGUUUGCUGGUCGUGCGGGAGGCAGUGGAGGGGCCCGGCCCCUGGUGGCGGUGCCCACUGCUCCGACCGUUCCUGCCCCACCGUCUCCCUCCUCCAGAGCUGCCCGCCGAUCGACGGCCCCAGCCUCGCGGUCAACGGGUGCCCCUCGAUCCGCGCCUGCCCGCGGUGCCGGGCGCUGGUCGCCCACGCCGGCGGGUGCAAGUACGUACGCUGCGGGCCGUGCAGCUUCCGCUUCUGCUACCGCUGCCUGGAGCCCUCAAAGCUGUGCCAACAGGCAAAAUCCGGCUCGUAUUUCCUGGCAAAGUGCGGCAAGCCAUUUGCAGCCAGGCAGUCCUUCCCGCUAGAGUAGGCCACUUGUAGAGACACUUGGACUAUCCUUUACCUUGCACUAAACGUUAUUCCCUUUA
Molecule: messenger RNA, 837 nt
Organism: Amblyraja radiata (thorny skate)
Lineage: Eukaryota; Metazoa; Chordata; Chondrichthyes; Rajiformes; Rajidae
Product: probable E3 ubiquitin-protein ligase RNF217
Exons: 4
Coding region: 63-779 (238 amino acids)
Biological process (GO): protein ubiquitination
Molecular function (GO): ubiquitin-protein transferase activity
Source: RefSeq, a predicted model, not a curated record